Messenger RNA from Candidozyma auris, 834 nucleotides. RefSeq names its product Sol1p (gene SOL1). The record is from RefSeq and is a predicted model, not a curated record. NCBI's taxonomy places the organism in Eukaryota, Fungi, Ascomycota, Pichiomycetes, Serinales, Metschnikowiaceae. Bases 1 to 834 code for a protein of 277 amino acids. The transcript has a single exon.
AUGCCCUCGACGCCGCCCAGGUCAGCGAAAAGAAAAGCUCCUCAGCUCUCCAUCACCGAAACUACUCCUACCACCCCAGCCAAGGGGAAGGGACCGCAAAAGUAUGGCGGCGCAUUGGAAACUCCAAGAAAGACCCCCCAUAAAUCAAAGUCACCCCUGAAACAGAAACUAGCAAAAACUCCGAAAGACACUUUGGCUCCACCGUCGCUGCUGGGUCUUCUUCCUACACCGGGAUUCACUCCACACAAGUCUCCUCGCCACAGGAGAAAGAGGCCCAUGAUGGACGACUUGGUGCAGCUGCUGGAACUGCUUGGGAUGCUUCUUCCCAACCACCUGGUUGCUGGCAGCGGGAGGAAAUCCGUGCUGCCGCAGAAAUUGCAUGCUCCCAUCAGUCUUGACUUGAGGGAGCUUUCAAAAAUCAAUAAGAAUUUGGCGUUUGAGGAAGAUGAAGAGGAUGAGGAGGAGGUUGCUGCUCCCGAAAGCCCUACGCGUAGGACUUCAAGGCGGAAACAGCAAAAGACUACGGUAUCUACGCCGGGGAAGCAGCUCAUCAGUGAGGAAAUGGUGGAGCAAUGGCAUGGGAAGCUGUUCAACAACCAGUUUUCUUCGGAUGAUGAAGAAAGUGAGCAAAGACUGGAACCAUUGACCAAUCCGUUUGUCGAUUCUGAGGCGUCCCCGGUGGUUGCAAAACCAAAGACCCUUGCAUCUUCAGGCGUCAAUUAUUCCACACACAACGAGUACAUCAACACGAGAACAGGUGAGCGCAAAGUCGUGGAGCUCACGGACGCUCAGAAAAAAUUUAAGCCCAAAAAAUUGAACUUCUCCGGUUUAUAG